Messenger RNA from Spinacia oleracea (spinach), 2022 nucleotides. RefSeq names its product protein FAR1-RELATED SEQUENCE 5-like. The transcript has 4 exons. Lineage: Eukaryota; Viridiplantae; Streptophyta; Magnoliopsida; Caryophyllales; Amaranthaceae. The coding region runs from base 1 to 2022 and encodes 673 amino acids. The record is from RefSeq and is a predicted model, not a curated record.
AUGGGUGGAAAUCCCCCAAUAACCAUUAUGAUAGACCAAGCUCCAUCAAUUGCUGCCGGGAUAAGGAAUGUUUUUCCAGAUGCUAGACAUAGAUUAUGUACGUGGCAUAUUGGGGAGAAUUCAAAGAAGCAUAUUGGGCAGUAUAGAGCUUUAGAUGAUUUUUGUGACAUAUUCAAUUAUCUUCUGAAGUAUUGUGAAACUGCUGCUGAAUUUGAAUAUCAUUGGCCAAGAAUGUUGACUCACUAUAAAUGCGUUGGAAAUCCAUGGUUGAAGAAUUUAUAUACAAUCAGAGAGAUGUGGUGUCCUGCUUAUUCUAAGAACUAUUGGUCUGGUGGUGUGUUAUCAUCACAGCGUUGUGAAACUACCAACAAGUCAGUUUCCCAUCGACUUGAUAAGACACAAGGGUUAUGUGAUUUUUAUCAUGUUUUUUUGGAUGUUAUUUCUAAGUGGAGGAGCAAAGAGAAUGGUCAUGACUACAGAAAUUGGAAAGUGAAUAAGGAAGUAAGUCUUUUUGUUGAAGGGUCAGAAUCUAUGUUAAUGAUGAAGGAAGCUAAAAAUGAAGAUGAAGCUUAUGAUUUGUAUAAUGAAUAUGCUUUUAGUAAAGGUUUUGGUAUUAGGGUUGGGAAAGGUCGGAAGCGUCAAAACAGUGAACUUUAUACUAUGAAACGGUUCUUGUGUACCUGCGAAGGGGUUAAAGAUGAAAAAAGGAAGAGAACAAGGUCUUAUGCUAGAUUGGAUACGCGUACUGGGUGUACUGCUUUUGUUCAGUUUUCUAUUGGUAAAGAUGGUGUAUGGACGGUUGUGAAUCAUAAUAUGAUUCAUAACCAUGCUAUGGUUCCUCUAAAUAAGAGGCAUUUGAUAAGAUCACAAAGGAAGGUUAGUAAGGAGGCUCUUUACUUUAUGUCUACUUUAAAAGCUAGUGGUGUUAAAGUGUCUGAUACCUUGAGGGUUUUGAGGAAAGAAGUAGGCGGAUCACCUAUGGUCGGUUUUACAGCUAGUGAUGCUUAUAAUGCUUUAUCACGUGCAAAAGCUAAUAAACUUGAAGGUCAUGACUGUCCUCAGUUAAUCAAGUAUUUUGCUCAGAAAAAUUCCAGUGAAGAAGGUUUUUAUUAUGACUUUGAGCUUAGUGAAGAAGAGGGACUUUUAAGUUUCUUUUGGCGUGAUGGUAGGAUGAAGAGAGAUUAUGAUUAUUUUGGGGAUUUAUUGGUUUUUGAUACUACUUAUAGGACCAAUAAAUAUGAUAUGAUUUGUGCUCCUUUUGUUGGUAUGAAUCAUCAUUCUAAUAAUGUUAUGUUUGGAAUGAGUUUUGUUAUCAAUGAAAAAACAAAAUCUUUUAAUUGGCUUUUUCAAACUUUCCUUACAUCAAUGGGUGGAAAUCCCCCAAUAACCAUUAUGACAGACCAAGCUCCAUCCAUUGCUGCCGGGAUAAGGAAUGUUUUUCCAGAUGCUAGACAUAGAUUAUGUACGUGGCAUAUUGGGGAGAAUUCAAAGAAGCAUAUUGGGCAGUAUAGAGCUUUAGAUGGUUUUUGUGACAUAUUCAAUUAUCUUCUGAAGUAUUGUGAAACUGCUGUUGAAUUUGAAUAUCAUUGGCCAAGAAUGUUGACUCACUAUAAAUGCGUUGAAAAUCCAUGGUUGAAGAAUUUAUAUACAAUCAGAGAGAUGUGGUGUCCUGCUUAUUCUAAGAACUAUUGGUUUGGUGGUGUGUUAUCAUCACAGCGUUGUGAAACUACCAACAAGUUAGUUUCCCAUCGACUUGAUAAGACACAAGGGUUAUGUGAUUUUUAUCAUGUUUUUUUGGAUGUUAUUUCUGAGUGGAGGAGCAAAGAGAAUGGUCAUGACUACAGAAAUUGGAAAGGUAGACUAGAAGUUGCAGCUGCAAAUUGCGGAAUUCUUCUUCAUGCGAGAAAGAUUUACACUAUAGAAGCAUAUGUUUUGUUUGAAGAACAAUUUCUUAAAGGGAUGGCAUGUUCUCAAGAAGAAAAACGUGGAAACACAGCUACAGAGAAAAGUUAUUAUGUGUAG